AAAAAAAAACUACAUCUCCCAGAGUGAAAUCGGGGAUUAGCCGGUUUCUGGUUCAAUAUACGAUGCAGCCGCAGUUCUUCAAACACUGAGACCAGCACGGGUUAUCCUGAUCCUGGUCAGUGAGGAACGUCAUACUGGGGAUUGGCUUGAGGCCUUUGGUGAAAAAUUCUCGUACAAACCAAUAUGGGAGCUGUUUACUGAAUAUUUUUUAAACUUUUUAAAAUGGCCGAGUAACAAUAAAUUGCUUAUAUAUACGCAAACGACUGCCGUAAACAUUAAUUAAACGACAGGGGAUUUUAUUUGAAAUACAGUAAAAGAAAUGCAUACAAGUAUUUUCUCGCAUGCUGCCCGAUGUUCACUCGUAACUUGAAUCUCCUGGGCAGGAGUUGGUUCACCCAAACAGAGGUCUCCCAUAACAGCUGGAGGAGCCCAUACCUGUGUAGCCCUGCAUGGUGGACUGGCCUGCCCCCUUGGAUGCAACAAUCAUACCACAGUGGAUCCCAUUCUAUGAAUUUCAAGCCCCUGAGCUGUAGCUGUGGCUCUGUCUGGAGCAGAUCACCCAGACAGAAAUUUUGUCAGGUGGCACCCUUUCACAGUUCCAGUGGUCUUAUGGAGCUUUGGGACAGUGAACCCGAGUUCAAAAGGAGAUGCAAGGAUGAGAGGCCCAGGGAGGCACUCGGACACAGAGGAUGGAAUUCCUCUUACAGGGCAGACAGCCGAACACAAAACCUCCAUUCAUUUUCUCAGAAUGGACCUGCGGAACCAAUUACUUCAGGCAACAGUCAAACGACACCAGAGCAAAUUAGGAAAAGAAGAGGAACUGUUGGCUACGCAUAUGCAGGACGAAUACAAAGACACUGGGAAGAUUUCUUGCAAUACAAAGAAAAAUCAAGACCGCAUGCAGAAGUGUACAUUGUUGACGGGGGAAAAAGGGAAGAAUUUGACUUUACAGUCAUGUCUUACAACAUCCUUUCUCAACACUUGUUGGAGGAUAAUGCACACUUGUACAAGCACUGCAGACGUCCAAUAUUACACUGGGGUCAUAGAUUCCCCAACAUUGAGCAGGAACUCAAACAACACAAUGCAGAUAUUUUGUGUCUGCAAGAAGUUCAAGAGGAUCACUACGAAACCCAGAUCAAACCAAGUCUAGAGUCCUUAGGUUACCACUGCGAAUACAAGAUGCGGACAGGUAGAAAACCUGAUGGCUGUGCCAUUGGUUUCAAGCAAUCUAAAUUUUCCCUUGUAUCAAGUCACCCGGUUGAGUUUUUCCGUCAUGGCAUCCCACUGUUAGACAGGGACAAUGUGGGACUGAUUCUGCUGCUGAAACCUGCAGCUACACAGAGCCCUGCCCCCAGUAUCUGUGUGGCCAACACUCAUCUGCUGUAUAACCCCAGACGAGGAGACAUCAAGCUGACCCAGCUAGCAAUGCUGCUGGCAGAGAUCGGUCGAGUCUCUGUUCAAGAAGAUGGCAGCUGCUGCCCCAUCAUCCUCUGUGGUGACUUCAACUCCGUGCCAGGUUCACCGCUCUACAGUUUUGUGAAAGAAGGGAAACUGGAUUAUGAAGGACUUCUUAUUAGCAAGAUUUCUGGACAAGAACAGACUCCUCGAGGCCAGCGUAUGUUGUCUGUGCCCCUUUGGCCUAAAAGCCUUGGGAUAUCUUGCCGCUGUCAAUAUGAAACUGGAUACAAUAGCAAUACAGACAAAUCCACUGAAGAUACAGUAGACAAUUUUAAUGUGCCUUCAGCUGUCAGUCAAGAUAAAUCAUCUCCAAGUGAAAAAGACCAUUUGAGGGUUCGGUCAAGUAUUGAACACCAGUUUAACUUGACCUCAGUUUACUCCCAUUACCUGUCAGAGGGCGGGAGGCCAGAGAUAACAACUUGUCACUCCAAGACAGCCACUACUGUGGAUUACAUUUUCUACUCUGCAGCCAAAGAUGAUCUCCCUGUAGAAGCAGCAGGGGGCAGCACAAACCACAAUGGCCAGUUGCAAGUUCUUGCCAGGCUAUCUCUUCUCAGUGAAAAUGAAUUGUGGCCUGUUAAUGGACUGCCGAAUGAGCACAACUCCUCUGAUCACCUGCCUUUGUUGGCCAAAUUUAGACUGCUGCACUAACAUAAUGAGCCUCAUGCUGUGCGUUUACUUUGUACUUUCCAACUAACCAAAACCAUGCAAACAGUGUAAAGUGUUCUUGUGUUAUUGUUUUCUGGGUUUUUUGUUUGUUUUACUUUUUUUACUUUGUACAGUAUUUGUUAAAGAUUUUAUUGAAUAUAUUGUGGGUAAUUUUAAAGAUGCACGAAUAUAGAGUUGACAUAGUUUAGAAGCAAGUGGUAGACACGCUAUUUUGAAACCUGGUUCUAAGAAUCCAACCUAUAUUAACAGUAUGUCACUUGGUUUGAAUAGGUAUAUUUAGACAGAAUAUUGAUUCCUGUGAUUUUUAAGCUGCACAACAUUACAUUUUUUUCUUGGUGAUCCUAUGUUUGAAAUUUUAUGUCAUUACCAAUAUUCUAUCCGGUAGGUAGUCCAAGACUAGUGAUAAUCAUGCUUUUUGAAACCAACCAUGAAGGUUAAGAAAUUGUUGGUCUUUGAUUAACUGUCAAGGUAGACUUCGGUUUGUUUAUGUCUUCAUUGUAGAUGCAUGUGUCUGUUUUACCGCUGCGCUGUGAAAAUGUACAGUAAAAACUUUCCAUAGGCUAAACCCCUGUACAGUAGCCAAUAUGUUUUUAUUUAUCAAAACUAUUCAAUCUGGUAAUUAUUGCUACAAAAACUGCUGCUUUUUGUUUUUCAAAACAAAAAUAUCAGGGAGUGUAACUACCACUCUAGAAUGUAGCCUAGUAAAUUAAGCAAUCAUUUUUAAUGAAAAAAAGGAUAAUUUUAAUAAGUUGUCAUUUAAGAAGUGAACCAUAUAUCAAAGUACUGUUUUUAUAAAAAAAAAAAGUGUAUAUAUAAAAACCUUAAACUAUUCUUAUUUACAUGUGCAGUGCAGUUUGAUAAUUUAGUUUGAUUUGUUACCAGUGAAGUUGCAUUUUUCCCUGAUCUCUGACGAUGCAUUACUGUGGAUUUUAUAUGAAUGAGCAAUGACUUACUUUUAAAAAGUGUAAAUUCAGCAUCUGCCCUAGCUAUUGCUACAGAGCUAUAAUACGUACCCACCAAACAUGGGUUUACUUUAAAACCAGACCACAAAGAUAAAAUUGCUGACCAUGGAUGUAUCAGUAAAAACAAAUUAAAAAAAUAUUCUGUGUAAAACCUCUCCUAUUUUAAUGAUCUAAAGCUGGGAUGUUCAGCUGUGAUCCACACAGUCCAGGUUUUGUCCAAUCACAUACGACAAAAUUAUGUAAAAUAAUUGUUUUAAAAGCUUGUUAUGAACUGGAUAAAUACAACAGACUAACCUUGAGCACAAUAAAGCUGGACUGUUUAAUGUUGAACACUUGUGGUCUUGGAAGCUGAAUAAUAGUGCAGGUUUUUAAUUUAAGAUGUGACUGUGUCAAAUAUGGUGUUUUUAGGGUCUCCUGAGUGGUGCAUCCAAUAAAGGCGCUCAGUGUGGAGAUCGCAGGUUCGAAUCCUGUCAUUGCCGACUUUGACCUGGAGUUCCUUAGUGGUGGCGCACAAAUUGGCCGAGCGCCGCCCGGGUAUGGAGGGCUUAGGUUGGCAGGACAAUCCACAGUUCACUGCGCACCAGCUACCCGUGGCUGAUAGGGCGCCUGUGCGUCUGCAGUGGAGCCAUUCAGAUCUGUGUUGUCCUCCAGCACUAAAGGAUCCGCAGUACGAAAAAUUAUGGAUUGGCAGGAACCCUUUUUCGGAGGACACGCGUUUCAUCCUCUGUUCCCCGAGGUCGCCCGGGGGUUGCAGCGGUGUUUUUACCAGUAAUAAAUUGCUUUGAUGUUUCAUGAAUAUGUUGUAACAAGAGAAAAUCAAACUGUACAUUUCUUUUGUAAAUUAGUUCAAUAAAUU
Molecule: messenger RNA, 3945 nt
Organism: Polyodon spathula (Mississippi paddlefish)
Lineage: Eukaryota; Metazoa; Chordata; Actinopteri; Acipenseriformes; Polyodontidae
Gene: angel2
Product: angel homolog 2 (Drosophila)
Exons: 10
Coding region: 352-2109 (585 amino acids)
Biological process (GO): 3'-UTR-mediated mRNA stabilization
Molecular function (GO): 3'-5'-RNA exonuclease activity; mRNA 3'-UTR binding
Source: RefSeq, a predicted model, not a curated record